Messenger RNA from Saprolegnia parasitica CBS 223.65, 939 nucleotides. RefSeq lists its product as hypothetical. The coding region runs from base 10 to 939 and encodes 309 amino acids. Gene Ontology annotation, biological process: DNA damage response; regulation of protein ADP-ribosylation. Gene Ontology annotation, cellular component: nucleus. The transcript is spliced from 6 exons. The record is from RefSeq and is a predicted model, not a curated record. Lineage: Eukaryota; Oomycota; Saprolegniomycetes; Saprolegniales; Saprolegniaceae. Gene Ontology annotation, molecular function: histone binding; poly-ADP-D-ribose binding.
UCUUUGGCCAUGGCCCCGACGCGCGCUUCAAAGCGCAGCCGGCCGAAGGAGGUCCCGACGGCCGCGGUCGAUGCACCGAUUUCGCAUGGCUUUAGCGAUGACCAAGUCGCAGCGUGGAAGGCGACGCUGUCAAAGGAAUGGUACUUUGAGGCGCCGGCCGAUUUCUUCACGCUGUAUGCCAUUGCCCAAAAAAUUGCCCCCGAGCAGCCUCACGAUGCGUUCAAAGCGUCGCUCGGACUCCAGCUCACGGGCCCGUACAUGGCGCUGACGAAUGCACCGGCCUUGCCGACGCCGGUCUUCUUGCACGGACGAUGCUACUACGACCCGCCCGAGGUCAUCACGGUGGUGUCGUCGGCGACCUUGCAUUUAGGCUACUUUCGCGACGCGCCGAAAGACACCCCCGCGUUCGUCGUGGAAGGCGCGAACGAUACUGCAGCGUUUGAGUUUCGAGGCCGCAGCCUCGUGGACGUGCUUUACGCCAAGCUGCUCGAGCAGCCCCAUGGCACAGUCGAGAGCCUCUUGUGCCAGUUUGCUCCCUUUGCGGCCGCAACGCGAGAAACGAAGCGGCCCAGAGCUGCGAUGUGCGAGCGCAAGUGGACUGCGCCGACGCUGAGUGGCUUGGGCAUUUGGGUGCCGAUCCACCCCAAGACGGGCGUCGGCUUCCGGGCGCUUCCGACGCAGAGCCGGCAGCUGCACCAGCUUUUGUCCAAGCCGCGGAGUAAAGAUGUCGACGAUCUGCUGACGCGCGCCAACAUUGCGUGCGACGAGUGUGAGUUUGGCACGGCGCUGCAGCUGGGACUCGACCUCUUUGCCUACCGUGAGACGUACAGCAGUGAAGCGAAGCGACUGCUGGACGUCGCCUACCUGCUUCUCAAGCGCGGCAGCUUUGCCAAGAUUGUGCGCCAUCACCUCGCAUCGAUCGAGAAGCCGUCUUCUUAA